AUGCACAAACUGCUCCGAGUUCCAUACAGGGACAACCCUACAGUUCCCUUCAUCAGCCCCCGUGCAGGCCACCCAAUAAAGCAAUCUCCCUUGCUUGCAAUUGGGACGCUUGAUCAAGAAGGGAGGCCAUGGUCUACUAUCUGGGGAGGGACAAAAGGCUUCGCUACUCCAACUUCUGCUUCCACCUUCGAUAUCAAAACUCCAAUCGGGGUGACCUAUGAUCCUGUAGUUGAGAGUUUGUUGUUGGAUUCCACUAACAAUAGUGGAAAGUUGGUCUCGUUCUUAGCGGUCGAUCUCGAAAAUCACCAAAGAGUGAAGCUUCAUGGCAGGGUGGCCGCUGGAUCGUUGGAUACUCUCGAUGUAGAGGCUCGGGUCGAUGUUGCUCACCUUAUCGUCCACAUUGACGGUAGUCUCGGUGAGUAUAACCCUGUCAAUGAAAAGGAUACCAAAGCUUACAUUCUAGGCAAUUGUCCCAAAUACCUGAACGCGAAGCACAUUCUUCCUGCUCCUCCAGACCCAAAACUCAUCUCGAAGAGUCCCCAGCUGCACCUUAAGGCCCUCACUUUGCUACAUCGUGCAGAUUGUUUUUUCAUAUCCCCAUCGCAUGGGAGAGAGGCUAUGGGUACAAAUAUCCGGGGCGGGCCUCCCGGGUUUGUCCGGAUCGUCUCCAACGAACCCAGUGGCGGUGUGUUCAUAUACCCGGAGUACUCGGGGAAUCGGCUCUAUCAGACCCUGGGCAACCUCCAGAUAUCUCCUUUGGCAGGUUUCGUCUUCCCGGAUUUCGGAUCGGGUGAUGCAUUGUUUAUCACAGGGAGAACAGAGAUUCUAAUAGGAAAGGACGCGUCUUCUGUUCUUCCUCGCUCAAAUAUUGCCGUCAGAGUGACCAUCACCUCGGCUCGUUUCCUAGAGAAGGCGCUUGCCUUUCGAGGGAUUCCGGGGAAACCAUCCCCUUACAAUCCAAGUGUCCGAUAUCUAAUAACGGAGAAAACUUCUUCGGCCGCUCUUGCAGAUCGCGAAUCGACCGUUACUGCGACACUAAUUCGAAAGGAGAUUAUCACUCCCUCCAUUGGUCGAUUUCGCUUUCGACUAUCAGACAAAGAAAAGGCGGGGCCUUGGAGCGCGGGCCAGUAUGCAACAUUUAGUUUCCAAAAUGAGCUGGAUAUGGGUUACAGGCACAUGAACGAUAGUGACCCAUCGAGCCUUAACGACGACUUCGUCCGCACAUUCACCAUCUCAUCUUGUCCAGGAUACGGCAUCCCUGAUGGUGAAUUUGAGAUUACCGCUCGAAGAAACGGCAAAAUAACUAACUAUCUUUUCCGAGAAAGCACCCGAGUCGGAUUGGAGGUUCCACUAAAGGGAUUUGGGGGCGACUUUAGUUUCAAGAAACAAAGCGACGAUGGUAUACUCCCCUUUGUUGCGGGAGGGAUCGGGAUCACGCCCGUUCUAGCACAACUUCCGACCAUUGAUAUUAGAAAACUUCGUCUCUUAUGGUCAAUCUCGAUUGAGGGCAUCGCUUUGGUAGUGGACGCGUUCAGGCGAUUUCCCGGGCUGCCCUGCUCAACAACCGUGUUCAUCACAGAACUUAGCUCGCAGCAUGGACGGGUCCUUGAAGAGCUAGAGGCGAUCGACUCAUCUGGAGCACUGGUUUAUUAUCGAAGGAUGGGGGCCAACGAUAUAGAUCUAGCGCUGGCAGAUACAUGGUAUUUCUGCGGUAGUCCUUCCCUAAGGGUCCCAGUGCUAGAUUGGCUCGCCGGCAAGGACGUGGUGUAUGAAGACUUUGAUUACUAA
Molecule: messenger RNA, 1788 nt
Organism: Aspergillus lentulus
Lineage: Eukaryota; Fungi; Ascomycota; Eurotiomycetes; Eurotiales; Aspergillaceae
Molecular function (GO): oxidoreductase activity
Source: RefSeq, a predicted model, not a curated record